AUGUGUUCAGUUGAGUGGCAAAAGCGUGGAUUACCUCAUGCUCACAUUUUAAUUUGGUUGGUCGACAAAAUACGUGCUGAUGACAUCGAUAGUUUGAUUUCUGCAGAGAUUCCAGAUCCGUCUACUGAUCAAUUACUACUUGAUAUUGUUACUACAAACAUGAUUCAUGGUCCGUGCGGAAAUCUGAAUCCUUCAUCACCUUGCAUGGUGGACGGAAAAUGUACAAAGCGUUUUCCUAAAGAUUUUACUAACGAUACGGUCACACAUGUUGACGGAUAUCCAAUAUAUCGUCGAAGAAGUACCGAAAAUGGCGGACAAUCUUUCGUUAAAACUAUCAAUAAGGCAGACAUCGACAUUGAUAAUCGUUGGGUGGUACCAUAUGCACCUUUGCUGAGCAAAACAUUCGAUGCUCAUAUUAAUGUUGAGUUAUGCAGUUCGGUGAAGAGUAUCAUAUAUAUUUGCAAGUAUAUGCAUAAAGGAAGUGAUAUGGCUGUAUUUAGGGUUGAAAAUACUAAUGUUAAUUCUCCUCCAGUGAAUGAAAAUGAUGAAAUUACGAUUUACCAAAUUGGCAGGUAUAUCAGUUCCAAUGAAGCUGUCUGGCGCAUUUUCGGUUUCCCUAUUCAUGAACAGGAUCCAGCAGUUAUCCAUUUAGCUGUCCAUCUUGAAAACGGCCAGCGCGUAUAUUUCACCAACGAUACAGCGCUUGAUCGUGCUAUAAAUCCACCAAAAACUACGCUCACUGAAUUUUUUGAACUGUGCAAUCGUGCGGAUGCUUUUGGUGCCUUUGCUCAAACACUGCACUAUUCUGAAGUUCCACGGUAUUUUACAUGGACUCAGUCGAAACAAUGGAUGCCCCGUAAGAAAGGGAUACCAGUUGAUCCGUACCCCGGUUUAUUCAAAUUAAAUAAUUUGGGUUGUGUAUAUACAGUCAAUCCAAGGCAAACUGAGUGCUUUUAUCUGCGACUAUUGUUAGUUAAUUUCACCGGACCAUUGUCAUUUCAAGAUAUACGGAAGGUAGAUGGACAACAGUAUCCUACGUAUAAAGAUGCAUGCCUUGCUCUAGGCUUGCUAGAAGAAGACAACCAUUGGGACAGUAUGCUUGCUGAAGCAGUAUUAAACUGCACAGGAAAACAAAUUCGUCUACUAUUUGCUAUAGUAUUGACUACAUGUUUCCCGGUCGGAGCACAAAUGUUGUGGGAUAAUCACAAAGAUUCAAUGACUGAUGAUAUAUUGUAUCGACAUCGUACAAGGUGCAACGAUCUAGCAAUAUCAUUCAGUGAUGCAAUGUACAAUGAAGCAUUGAUUGCUAUCGAGGAUCUUUGCAUUGCUAUUGCGAAUUUACCAAUCAGUCAUUUCGGUAUGAGCUCACCGAAUCGAAGUGCAUCUGAUUUACUCAACACAGAUAUGAAUCGUGAACUACAGUACGAUACUGUAGAAAUGGCAAGCAUUGUUAGUCGCAAUGCUCCACUACCAAAUGAUGAACAAAAAAUUAUCUACAACCGCAUCAUGCUGGCAGUUUCGGCAGGACAAGGAGGAUUCUUUUUUUUAGAUGCACCAGGUGGAACUGGCAAAACAUUUCUUAUUUCGCUACUUCUUGCCGAAAUACGAUCAAAAAAUGGCAUCGCAUUGGCCGUUGCAUCUUCUGGCAUUGCAGCUACUUUAUUAGAUGGAGGCAGAACAGCUCAUUCAGCAUUUAAGCUGCCGUUGAACAUUCAAAAUAAUCCAGAUGCAGUGUGCAACAUAAAAAAACAAUCGUCUAUGGCCACAGUGAUGAAACAACGUAAAAUUAUUAUCUGGGAUGAAUGCACUAUGGCGCACAAACAUUCGCUUGAGGCAUUGGAUAGGACAUUAAAGGAUAUAAAAAACAACGAUAAACUAUUUGGCGGCACUUUGUUACUCCUUUCAGGUGAUUUCAGACAAACACUUCCUGUUAUUCCACGUUCAACGUGGGCUGAUGAAAUUAACGCUUGCUUAAAAUCAUCGCGACUAUGGCGUAAUGUUGAAAAAGUACAACUUACGAUGAACAUGCGCGUUCAAAUGCUUCCGGAUCCAUCCGCCGAAACAUUCUCUAAACAACUGUUAGAUAUUGGCGAUGGGAAAGUUGCUGUACAUGAAAAUACUGGAUGCAUAAAAUUACAGACGAACUUCUGCACAAUCAUCGACUCGCAAAAUACUCUUAUCGAUCAUAUAUUUCCCGACGUACACACACAAUAUGAAAAUCAUAAGUGGCUGGCAGAAAGAGCGAUCUUGGCAGCUAAAAAUGUGGACGUCAAUGGGUUAAAUUUAAAAAUACAACAGCUGUGGCCUGGGGACCUGAUGUCAUACAAAUCUAUCGAUGCAGUUUGCGAUACCAACCAGAUUGUGAAUUAUCCAAUUGAGUUUUUAAAUUCAUUGGAUUUGCCAGGCAUGCCACCACAUCAUUUACAAUUAAAGGUUGGAUCUCCGAUUAUUCUGCUUCGUAACUUGAACCCACCACAGCUAUGUAAUGGCACACGAUUAGUCAUUAAAAAAUUAAUGAAAAACGUUAUUGAAGCCAUCAUCUUGAAUGGCAAGUUUCAAGGCGAGAAUGUGUCGCUGCCACGAAUCCCUAUGAUUCCCACAGAUGUGCCAAUUGAAUUCAAACGCACUCAAUUCCCAAUUAGAUUGGCAUUCGCUAUGACGAUCAAUAAGUCACAAGGACAAACAUUGUCUGUAUGUGGCUUAGAUUUGGAAACACCGUGCUUUUCUCACGGACAACUAUAUGUAGCAUGUUCUCGCGUGGGAAAACCAUCCAGUUUGUUUGUGUUGGCUAAAGACGGACUAACCAAGAAUAUUGUACACUCUAUUGCGCUGAGAGAUUAAUUUUUU
Cotesia glomerata is the source of this 2847-nucleotide messenger RNA. RefSeq lists its product as uncharacterized. Gene Ontology annotation, molecular function: DNA helicase activity. Gene Ontology annotation, biological process: DNA repair; telomere maintenance. The coding region runs from base 1 to 2841 and encodes 946 amino acids. NCBI's taxonomy places the organism in Eukaryota, Metazoa, Arthropoda, Insecta, Hymenoptera, Braconidae. The record is from RefSeq and is a predicted model, not a curated record. The transcript has a single exon.